AUGAAUUCUGAGCUUCAAAUGAAAUGUAUUGAAGUUUUAGAAAAAAUAAAAGAAAGACCGACAUCUAAGUGGUUCAUGGACCCUGUUGAUCCAAAUAAAGAUCACUGUCCGGACUACUUUCAAUUAAUUACACGUCCUUCCGACUUAUCGACAGUACAAUCAAAACUUGAAAACGGAGAAUAUAAAACAGUUGCCCAAUUCAAAGAAGAUCUUUCUUUGAUUUGGUCGAAUUGCUUAAAGUAUUGGUCAGAAGAAUCAUUAAUCUCAACGCUUGCUAUUGACCUUAAACAAUACUCAGAAAGACUACUUAACUUCAUCUCAGAUCAGCCUCAUAUAGACUGGAUAAACGAAUUGAUGUACUUAAUUGAAGAACUAAGUUCUGCAACUAAGCCACUUACUUAUAAUUCAGUCAGUUCAAAGAAACGAUCGCCAUCAAAUCCAAGUAUCAAACAAUAUGAUAUGACUCAAGAUGACGAUGUCGAAGAAAUCAAAUUUACUCAGGAAGAUCUUGAGAAUCUUAAAACAGAUAUUGAUUCAUUUACUACUGAUGAUGCUAAAACGCAGCUUGCAGAAUGCAUCAAGACAAUAUUACCAAGACUUUUUUCACAGAGACCAGUUGUCAGCGUAAAUCUCUGUAACCUUUCUCCUCAAGCAUUGAAAGCUUUAUCAGACAAGGUUGAAGAGCUGAAGAGUGGUACUUCAAAAGAUAAAGUUGAUGCAAAAGGCAAUAAAUCUUCAAAAGAAUCUGAUUCGGACUAA
Molecule: messenger RNA, 759 nt
Organism: Trichomonas vaginalis G3
Lineage: Eukaryota; Parabasalia; Trichomonadida; Trichomonadidae
Product: acetylation-dependent protein binding
Exons: 1
Coding region: 1-759 (252 amino acids)
Biological process (GO): regulation of DNA-templated transcription; chromatin remodeling
Cellular component (GO): chromatin; nucleus
Source: RefSeq, a predicted model, not a curated record